CCAAAAUGUCGAACCCCCGUGUUGAAGAGAUCGUCGACGACAAGCCCGAGCAGCAGGUCGAGGUUGAUGACAGCAGCUCCGACUCUGAGGGCGAGGAGGGUGGUAUCCCCGCCGGCUCGUCCGUCACCGUCCACUCUCGCAACGAGAAGAAGGCCCGCAAGGCCAUUGCCAAGCUCGGCCUGAAGAAGAUUGAGGGCAUCACUCGCGUCACUCUCCGCAGACCCAAGAACGCCAAGAUCGAGGACCUGAACUCGCAAGCCCAGGCCGCCGCUGCCCAGCAGCUCUCCCAGCAGGAGGGUGCCGCCGAGCACACCCACGACCACUCCGACAAGGGCAAGGCCCCCGAGGUUGAGGCCAAGAAGGAGGAGGAAGAGGAGGACGACGGUGAGGAGGUUGACGAGACCGGUCUCGAGGCCAAGGACAUUGAGCUUGUCAUGGCCCAGGCUUCGGUCAGCAGAAAGAAGGCCGUCAAGGCCCUCAAGGAGAACGACAACGACAUUCGGGAUACGCAACUUGGAUCUUAUGACAGCUUGAAGGCGUUUGCAUGCCGAUAUCAGAGUCGUAGAGAGUCGGAAUCGAGAAAGGCGCACGGACAGUUUUGCCAAGAACGGAAAGAGCGACUCCAUCGCAGCAACCUCAGUCGAUGUUCGCGAAGGCCAACGGAUCCCGCCUGCACCGUCGUCUCUCUCCCCUCUACCUUCCGUCAAUCCAACCCAUCGUCACAAUGGCCGUCGGACCUUCCUCAGCGCAACGCAGCCCUCAAGCUCGACUGGGCCAAGCUCUCCCAGCAGCUCUCCCUCAAGGGCCAGACUGCCAACUCCCUUGUCGCUUUCAAGAAGCGCAACGACGACGCCCGCCGCAAGCUCGCCCAGCUCCAAGAGCAGCAGCAGACCAUCGACUUUGCUCACUACCGCGGUAUCCUCAAGAACUCGGCCGUUGUCGACGACAUCGAGAAGCAAUUCAGCGCCUUCCAGCCCAAGAAGUACGACGUCAACCGCCAGAUCAAGGCCAUUGAGGCUUUCGAGGCCCAGGCCGUCAAGGCUGCCGAGCAGACCAAGUCCAACGUCGACGUUGAGCUCAAGGACCUGCAGAAGACAUUGAAGAACAUUGAGGACGCCAGACCAUUCGAGGACUUGACCGUCGUGCGUAUACCCGCAUUUUCAGCUCCAAAAGUCAGCCCCUGUCUAAUAAACACAUCUAGNGACGAGGUUGCUGCCGCCCAGCCCGAGAUCGACCAGCGCACCGAGCAGCUCGUCAAGAAGGGCCGCUGGAUGGUGCCCGGAUACAAGGAGAAGUUUGGCGAUCUUUCCAUCCUU
Messenger RNA from Aureobasidium vineae, 1316 nucleotides. The record is from the annotation of a GenBank genome assembly. NCBI's taxonomy places the organism in Eukaryota, Fungi, Ascomycota, Dothideomycetes, Dothideales, Saccotheciaceae.